AUGGCCGCCGUUCCUCCUUUCUUCACUGUACAUGACGACAUGGUCAUCUGUGGCAUUGACGAUGUCACCCUUUUCCAAGGACGCACACAAGCCGAGAGAAUUGCUUACAAAAUAUUCUCGGACGAUUUCACCACAACAAUGGAUAGCACUAUUGACAAACUAAACGAAGAGUUCAAGACCCUCGCAGGAUUGACAAUUGCGCAAGGACAGAUACGCUUGAUGCCAGCUAUCAAAAAGAACAUCCGCGCAUUCAUCCAAUGGUGCAGAGACGAGACCCUACCACAACACCAUUUCCUGUCGUUGAUGCAGCCAAACUGCUCAGACGCAUGA
Molecule: messenger RNA, 330 nt
Organism: Cylindrotheca closterium
Lineage: Eukaryota; Bacillariophyta; Bacillariophyceae; Bacillariales; Bacillariaceae
Source: the annotation of a GenBank genome assembly